This is a messenger RNA of Trichoderma reesei QM6a, 1740 nucleotides long. RefSeq lists its product as uncharacterized. The record is from RefSeq and is a predicted model, not a curated record. The transcript has 3 exons. NCBI's taxonomy places the organism in Eukaryota, Fungi, Ascomycota, Sordariomycetes, Hypocreales, Hypocreaceae. Bases 1 to 1740 code for a protein of 579 amino acids.
AUGGGCCGACGACUAUCACGCUUCUUCCCAGCCCUUCUCGCCUUGGCCGUGGUGGGAUCUGCUGCCGGGGAUCAUGUAAAGGCAGCAGCGGCAUACUACUCCCAUGAGGUCGAUGCGCGGCAACGGAGCGAGCAGAAGCCGUUUUCGUCAGAGCACAAGCCUGCUGCUGCUACAAAGGAGAAUCCCCUGACGGCGGAGUUUGGGGAUUUUGUGAGGGAGCAGCUAGACAAGUGGAAGGUUCCUGGUAUUGCGGUGGCGGUUGUUGAUGGGGAUGAGGUGUAUGCCGAGGGCUAUGGAUAUGCGACGCUGCCAGAUGUCCCAGCUACCCCCGAGACGCUCUGGUACGGUGCGUCAACGACAAAGGCUCACGUCGCAGCCGUCCUGUCGGCGCUCAUCCACUCGGGCAACCACUCAGCCUUGUUUUCGAGAGGCUGGUCGACGCCCAUUUCAUCCAUCAUCCGCGACGACUUUGUCCUGCAGGACGAGUGGGCGACGAACCACGUCACGCUGGACGACGCCGUGAGCCACCGGACGGGCAUGCCGCGGCACGACGGGUCGCUUCGCAGCGUCGUGGAUGGCGACGGUAACGGUAACGGUGACGGCGGCAGCAGGCCCACGACGCCGAAGGACGUGGUGCGCAACCUGAGGAACCUGCCGCUGGCGGCGGAGCCGAGGCAAGUGAGCUACUACUGCAACUUGAUGUAUGCGACGCUGUCGCAUGUCGUGGAGACUGUGACGGGGAAGUGGCUUGGACAGGUGCUGAGGGAGGUGAUUUGGGGCCCGUUGGGAAUGGACUCGACGUUUUUCGAUUUGCAGAGCGCUUUGGAUGCGACUGGGCAUAUGGCGUCGGGGUAUGCGUGGGAUGAUGAGAGGGGGGAGUAUAAGGAGAUUCCGUACAUGACCCUGACGGAGGUCAGUGGUGCGGGAUCUGUUAUAUCGAAUGCUCUGGACUAUGCGAAAUGGAUUAAGAGCUUGAUCCAGCAGACUGGACCUCUGUCCGAGGAGGUUCACAAGGACAUCCGGACGCCGAGGGCGUUCUGGGGUGGCUCUCCCGACAAGGGCUACGACCUGGAGCUGUAUGGGCUUGGCUGGAUCAGAACUCUGCACAAGGGCCAUGUGGUGUAUACCCAUUCCGGAGGGAUGCACGCCUACGGAACCGAGGUGUAUUGGUUCCCCGAGGCCAAGUACGGGGUGGUUGUGUUUGGCAACACCGCGACGUGCCAUGUCGUGGAGGAGAUUGUUGGGUGGAAGCUCAUUGACGACAAGCUUGGUGUUCCUGAGGAGGAUCGCUUUGAUUACGCCAAGAAGUGGAAGGAGGGCCGGGACAAGCUGACUUGGCUGUACGAAAACGCCGUGGACGUGCUCUACCCCGAGAGGCCGGAUCCCGUACUGCCGUCUACGUUGAACACGAGUGAAUUGGCGGGCACAUACUACGACCGGGGCUACGGCAGGAUUACGCUUCGAGAGGAGCCUCACCCAGAUAAGCCGGGCGAGACGAUUCUCGUUGCCGAUCGCCCGGAGACGACGUGGAAGUACUCGAUGCACUUUUACCAUGUCAGCGCCGACCAUUGGAUCGCGUACCUAGAUGCGCCGAUAUACAGCGGCACCAAGUUCAAGGACUUUUACGCCGCAGAGUUCAAGGUGGGCGCGGAUGGCAAGGCGUGGGGGGUUGAGGUGCUCAUGGAGAGUCGGACGGAUCCCAUGCCUGAGGGAACAGUGCUGUAUAAACGGGUGGCGUGA